AUGUCAUUAUUUAAAGCUUGGGGCUCGCCUUUCUUCGGCGGAACAUGGUUCGUCGUUGUUUUCCACCUCCCCCAAAUGGUCCAGAUUGCCCAUGGCACUUCGGCGCUGCAGGCUGGUGUUCGUCCCAUGCCAUUCACAUUUGCCGCACUUAUUGGUUCCAUCGUCACGUCGACGUUAGCUGGAAAGAGAAAAGUCCCACCUGUAUACAUCCUUAUUGCAGCUGCCUGUAUCUAA
Molecule: messenger RNA, 234 nt
Organism: Lindgomyces ingoldianus
Lineage: Eukaryota; Fungi; Ascomycota; Dothideomycetes; Pleosporales; Lindgomycetaceae
Exons: 1
Coding region: 1-234 (77 amino acids)
Source: RefSeq, a predicted model, not a curated record